CUCGAGUCGAGAAUCGAGAUAGCUACCGCACACAACCGCAGCACCCGGAGCCGGAUAUUGACUCGAUAGUCCAUUCGAAGAGGACCCUUAGUAGACGUCUGGACUGCGCCGCACAAACGUCUUCGCCUACACCGACGACUUGUCUCCUAGGCAGGCUUCACCAAGAGACCCCGCAUCCGGAAGGCACGAGACACAAGGCACAAACAUGGCAGAGCGAAGGUCGUGGGCAUCAUUUGCUCCCGCUGACUACGAUUACCCUUCCGCCACGGCGAGCCCUGACGAUGCUGCCGCUACUGCUGCUCCAACACGAGUAGACAGGCUUCGUCGCGUUGUUCAAAGGAACAGCGAACUGAGACGAGAAUCCGAAGAGGCCGAACGUAACGCCAGAUGGGCCCCUCCGCCCUCGCGCCUGAGACGUCGCCGCUAUAGGAAUCUCGACGACCAGUCUCCUCCGCGUUUCACCCGCAACACGUCAGCUCUCGAUCAGCCAUCCUCUGACCUCGACGAACCUAGGCAGCAUAAUGUUAAGAGAAGAAAGUUGGCCCAUGAGCCAAACUACAAGUAUGGUCAUUACGGGCAAGUCGACCCUGGCAGGCUGAAGCUUGAACUGGAGAGUUGUGAUGGCGAGGUACACAACGAAGAGCGCAGUGGCAUUGAUUUUGGCCCCGAGAACAUCCUCAAGCACGAUAAGAGCGUCUACUGUUCUCGUGCAUCCAAGUGCAAUAUUGUCUUGCGUCAUCACGAUGAUUCAACCUUCUGUUUGGAAAAACUGUACAUCAUCGCUCCUGAAAACGGCUUCACUGCCCCGUAAGAUGGUCAAGUCCACGCCUCUCUAAUUCUCUGCUAAUACAUGGCAGAGUAAAGGAGGGUCUGGUCUAUGUUGGUAUGAGCCGAGACGACCUUCAGCCAUACAUCAACAGCUCCACCCAGCAUUAUGACUACUUGAACCCACCUAGAAGUCCGCCAUCACGUC
This is a messenger RNA of Aureobasidium pullulans EXF-150, 973 nucleotides long. RefSeq lists its product as uncharacterized. The coding region runs from base 206 to 811 and encodes 201 amino acids. The record is from RefSeq and is a predicted model, not a curated record. The transcript has 2 exons. Lineage: Eukaryota; Fungi; Ascomycota; Dothideomycetes; Dothideales; Saccotheciaceae.